Molecule: messenger RNA, 5040 nt
Organism: Zootoca vivipara (common lizard)
Lineage: Eukaryota; Metazoa; Chordata; Lepidosauria; Squamata; Lacertidae
Source: RefSeq, a predicted model, not a curated record
AUGGGUGGGUCGCCUAAUUUUGUCUUCACUCAGGGUGCUGUACUACCAAAGGCCACCACUGGAGUGAACAAUGAAGAUGGCUUGUAUGUUGAGAAUGAGAUACAAACUUCUAAAUCGGAUGUCCCAGAAGGAAACAGGUGGAGGUGGUCUCGAUUACACAAAGAAGUAGAACAGCAAACCUCAAUGACGGCUGUACUCAUUCCAGAGAUAGAGACGUCAUCCGAGGCAGAUGUUCAGGUCCAAACCUCAUUUUCGAGCUUACCAAGAGGAAGGGAGGUCCAGGCGCAAACUUCGUUUCUCUCCCUGCGGUCUCCAACCCCAGUAGAAAAUGAUGCUCAAGUACAAACUUCAUUUAUGGAAUUGCCAAGAGAGGCAGAAGCGCAGGUGCAAACAUCAUUGCUUUCGUUACCUGGAGAAAAGGAGAUGCAUGCCCAAACUUCAUUUACCUCUUUGCCAGAAAGGAGAUCUGUGGCAUCUUUUGCAGGUUCUGUUAUGUCCUCUUCCUCCUAUCUAGAGUUAUUAGAGAAGUUUCCCUCUCUGCCCAUGUUAUCUGAGGCUCAGGUGCAGACCUCGCAUCUUGACAUAAGAGUUCCUUCGGAGAUAGACAUCCAGCUGCAGACUUCGUUUUCGGACUACAUGUCAGAGAGAGAUUAUGGCUCCUCCUCCGAGGCCCAGAGUAAGCUAUCGCCCCAGUCGUCAGUGAUAGACCAAAGCACGAUGUAUCCCAUAUAUAUUGAUUCUGGGGUACAAACUUUACCUGUGGAAAUACCGCCUGGCAACGACUGGCGUUCUGCACGAUUAAAGGCUGCGGCCCAGGUGCAAACGUCAUUUGCUUCGAUGACCAAAAAACCACCAAUGCUCGAGUUCGAAAAAGAAGAGGUGGAAUCCCUUUUUUCCAUAGAAGAGGCACCUCUGCCUUCUAGACUGACUGAAAGAUCUAUGCAAACAUCUGACACAUUGCUUCAGCAGUGGAAGAGAUUGCAUUCAGCACGGUCACAAACUGAUGCACAGGUGCAAACACCCAGCAUUGAACUGCUAAAGAAGCUUUCUUUGCUAUCCCGGAUUCAGAGCAUGGAAGCAGCUUCCCGUGCCGAGUUAGUAAAGAAAGCUUCCUCCCUGUCGGUGGGUGAUGCAAACCUAAUGCAAACCUCAAGUCCUGAAUUACUGAGGAAGGCUUCUUCUUGGUCAAACUCUGGGGUCCAAGAUGAGCUGCUGAAGAAGCGUCCGGCUUCGGCACAAGUGCUUAGAACCUCAGAUUAUGAACUGGCAAGGUUGCUUUCUCCCAAGUCAACCAAGGAGGCCCAGAUACAAACAUCUGAGCUAGAACUCAUUAAUAAACUUUUGUCAGAAUCCCAUGAGAGGUCAACAGACACUCUCUUCCGGAAGUCCUCUUCUGCAUCAGAUAUCAAACCCCAGGAGAGGACCUCAGACGCUGAUUUUCCAAAGGCCCUUUCUGCAUCAUUUGCAAAAACCCCAGAGAAGAUAGUGGACAGUGAUUUCCAAAGCUACACUUCCAUGUCACAUGCUGAACCCCAGAAGAAGAUAUCAGACACUGACAUUCAAAAGUACUCUUCUUUGUCAUUGAUUGAGGGUGGGCAUGAUAAUCAGGAAGCUUUAACAGAAGGGAAGGAGUACCUUAUUACCCCACAGGUGAUGGAAGCUCAGAUCCGCAAAUGGUAUCAUGAACUCCCAGAAGUCCAGACAUCAGCCUCUCAAAAGGAGCCUAUUUGGAUGCCAACAGUUGAGAGUGAGGUACAAACAUCGCAUGUUGAAAUACCAUACGGAAACAAGUGGCGCGAAUCACGCUUGCAAACCGAAGCUCAGGUGCAGACUUCAGGGCUUAAAGUGCCCGUGCAAAAAGCAGAAUCUUGUCCCCAACUGCAGAAGGCCGACCAGACACAAACAUCCUUGCUUGAAAUAUGGCGAGCAAGAGAGUUAGCUGAAGCCCAGAACCAGACUUGCAGCUUCGAUGAAGCCGAAACAGAGGAGUUCCCUCCUGGAUUACUAGUUGAUAGCCAAGCACAAACGUCAGAUUUUGACUUUUGGAAAGCAAAGGAACGAAUGGAAAUGCAAACGCAGACCUCAGUAGACAAAUUUCAACAGCAAGGAGUCAAGUCUUCUCCCAAUGAGCAGGUUGACAGGUUGGUGCAGACAUCUUUUAUUGAUCUGGGGAAGGCAAAAGACUACAUGCAGCAGAAGGCAACUGAGACGGACUUCACAGAGCCUGAAGGAACGUAUUUUUCCCCAUUACAAAGUGUCUUUGAAGUGGAGACUGAUACUCGGGCAAAACGCUCCUUCUCUGAUUUCCUAGAGGCACAAAAAGAGCCUCCUCUGGCGCAACAAUCCAAUGCUGAGGCGCAAACCUCAAAUGUUGAAAUACCUGCGGGGAGCUCAUGGAGCUCAUCACACUUGCAUUCCGAUGUUCAACAGCAAACUUCACUGGAAUUUGAUGAGGAAGAAUUAGACACUCUUCCCCAAUCACAAAAGGACAUCCAGUCACAAACCUCCCUUCUUGACAUAUGGAAGGCAAAACAGCUCCAUGAUGCCCAGAUCCAAACUUCUUGGAUGGAUUACCCAACAGAUGUGGAAGAUCCUUUUCUCUCACCUGAGUCUGAAAGCCCAUCUGAGUUCUUCAUGCCUGAGGAAGAACAGUCUCCUCCACCAGCCCUAAUGGAGGCUCAGAUGCAAACCUCCCUACUUGACAUAUGGAAGGCAAAAGAACUCCAUAAUGCCCAGAAGCAAACUUCUUGGAUAGAUGUGACAGAACCCAUGGAAGAACCUUUUCUCCCACCACAGUCUGAAAGCCCAGUUGAGCCACCUAUGCUUGAGAUGAAAGAGGCUUCUCCACCAGACAGAAUGGACACCCAACUGCAAACCUCCUUCUCUGACAUAUGGCGGAAAACAGAAAGAGCUGAUGCUGAGAUGCAAAGUUCCCUGCCAGAUUUGUCACAAGUCACAAAAGUGGUGCCCCUCCUACCACAGUCUGAAAGCUCAAUUGAUCCACCUGGGGUUGAGAUAAAAGAGGCUUCUCCUCUAGGCAGAAUGGACAACCAGGUGCAAACCUCCUUCUCUGACAUAUGGCGGAAAAAAGAACGAGCGGAUGCUAAGAUGCAAAGUUCCCUGCCAGAUUUGUCACAAGACACCAAGGUGGUGCCCCUCCUACCAGAGUUUGAAAGCCCAAUUGAUCCACCUGGGGUUGAGAUAAUAGAAGCUCCUCCUCCAGGCAGAAGUGAUAACCAGGUGCAAACUUCCUUCUCUGACAUAUGGCGGAAAAAAGAACGAGCGGAUGCUAAGAUGCAAAGUUCCCUGCCAGAUUUGUCACAAGUCACCAAGGUGGUGCCCCUCCUUCCACAGCCUGAAAGCCCUAUUGAGCCACCUGGGGUUGAGAUAAUAGAAGCUCCUCCUCCAGGCAGAAUGGACAACCAGGUGCAAACCUCCUUCUCUGACAUAUGGCGGAAAAAAGAACGAGCGGAUGUUAAGAUGCAAAGUUCCCUGCCAGAUUUGUCACAAGUCACCAAGGUGGUGCCCCUCCUACCACAGCCUGAAAGCCCAAUUGAGCCAUCUGGGGUUGAGAUAAUAGAAGCUCCUCCUCCAGGCAGAAUGGACAACCAGGUGCAAACCUCCUUCUCUGACAUAUGGCGGAAAAAAGAACGAGCGGAUGUUAAGAUGCAAAGUUCCCUGCCAGAUUUGUCACAAGUCACCAAGGUGGUGCCCCUCCUACCACAGCCUGAAAGCCCAGUUGAGCCAUCUGGGGUUGAGAUAAAAGAGGCUUCACCAGGCAGAAUUGACAACCAGGUGCAAACCUCCUUCUCUGACAUAUGGCAGAAAAAAGAACGAGCGGAUGCUAAGAUGCAAAGUUCCCUGCCAGAUUUGCCAGAAAUCACCAAGGUGGUGCCCCUCCUACCACAGCCUGAAAGCCCAAUUGAGCCACUUGUGGAUGAGAUAAAAGAGGCUUCGCCAGGCAGAAUUGAUAACCAGGUGCAAACCUCCUUCUCUGACAUAUGGCAGAGAAAAGAACGAGCGGAUGCUGAGAUGCAAAGUUCCUUGGGAGAUUUGCCACAGGUCACCAAGGUAGUGCCUCUGCUACCACAGUCUGAAAGCCCAAUUGAGCCACCUGGUGUUGAGAUAAAAGAGGCUCCUUUGGCAGCCAGAAUGGACAACCAGGUGCAAACCUCCUUCUCCGACAUAUGGCGGAAAAAAGAGCGCGCUGACGCUGAGAUGCAAAGUUCCCUGGCAGAUUUGCCACAAGCUGAAAGCCCAAGACAAUCACCCAUGCCUGACUCAGUAGAUGCAGCUCCUGAAUUUCCUCCCCCAAUUGAACCUAAGGAGGCAACUUACUUACCUGAAAUUCCAGAGACAAUGAAGCCAGUGGAUGUUCCAAAGUCACUUCCCCCAUCACCAAGUGACAGCAAGGACCAGAUCUCCCAGCGUGAUAUGCAGACGCCAGAAGAAUUACCCGUAGCACAGGAGCAGUCUUCCAGGACCAGUUUGGCAAAAAUUACCAGCCCAGUCCGACCACCCUCACCUGUAUCGCUGUAUGCAGAGGAGCACGCUGACCUCGCAGAGCAGAAAAGAGCUUCGAUGGAAAAAACAUUGCUGGAAUUAUGGACCACACGAGAGGAAGCAGAGGUUCAAAAGCAAACUGACCAACUUCAGCUUCACCUCGAGGAUUUGCCUUUAUUCCCAAAGCUGGAAGACAGCCAGGUGGAGAUUGCAGGUGCGAUGAAACCUGAAGGGAAAAAACAAAAAGUUUCUAAGGCGCCCAAAAAGUCGAAAGCUCCUGCAUUUGCUGAAGCCCAGGUCCAGACCUCGUUUGUCGAAAUACCCCAGGGGAAGAAAUGGCGUGCAUCUCGCAUAUUUGCGGAGGCCCAAGUUCAGACUUCUUUUCAAGACCUCCAUGUGAAAGAAAAGGCCCCGAUUUUGCGUGAACAUGUGGCAGCCAAAAGGGUACCAAAGGGGCCGAAGCGGGCAGCGCCAGUGUCCGUGCACUUACACGUAAAGAUGUCUCCAAAGCGUCAAACUAGCAAUGAAAAGAAAUAG